Molecule: messenger RNA, 2004 nt
Organism: Nematostella vectensis (starlet sea anemone)
Lineage: Eukaryota; Metazoa; Cnidaria; Anthozoa; Actiniaria; Edwardsiidae
Product: cytochrome P450 3A16
Exons: 2
Coding region: 98-1546 (482 amino acids)
Molecular function (GO): iron ion binding; oxidoreductase activity, acting on paired donors, with incorporation or reduction of molecular oxygen; steroid hydroxylase activity
Source: RefSeq, a predicted model, not a curated record
AUUUAUGCGACUAAGCAGACACUUACGUAACGUCUUCUCUAGGACCUGAACAACACUAGGUUAUCAUACGACACUCCGCCACACUACCUGCCCAACUAUGAUGUGGCUUGUAGUAAUAGCAAUAGUGCUAGCGCUGGUCUAUUGGUACGGGAUGUGCAAUUAUUCCCUCGUUUCUCAUCUGCAAGGCCCUGAACCAUACCCGUUCAUAGGUAACAUCCCAGACAUCAUCAAGAAUGGAACAUUACAUAAGACGAUCCACAAGUUUUACAAACGCUACGGUCGUGUUUAUAAAUUCUGCAUUGGUCGAACUCCAACAAUCAUCGUGAAUGAUCCGGAGAUUGCAAGGCAAAUUCUCGUGAAGCAAUCGGACAAGUUCCCUGAUCGGCCAUUGUUUGUGAAAUCUGCUCCACCAAUGGAUAAGAAUAUGUUUGUUGUGCGCGGUGCGACAUGGAAGCGUAUUCGCACGAUUCUAACACCGACCUUUAGCUCAUCAAAACUGAAGCAGCUGGUCCCUAUCAUAGAAAGCUCGUCAAAUAUUUUGAGUGAUAUCAUCGAGAAACACGCUUCUAAAGGCAAGAGCGUCGACUGCUACCGACUCUUUGCCAUUUUUGCGCUCGACGUCAUUAUGAAGUCGGCAUUUGGCUACGAGACAGACGUGCAAUCCAACCCAGACGAUGAGCUGAUCCGACGAGGGCGAGAAGUGUUCAAGAUCCCGCUAUGGAAGCGCGCAUUUUCCAUGUUUCCAUUCGCCGACAGAAUAAGCACUCUUUUGAAAUUGAACGCGGUGCAGAAUACCGAUUACUUUCUACGGAUGGCGCUUGAUAUGAUCCAUUCAAGGCAGGUUAAGGGCACGACGGGGCGGCGAGACCUGUUGCAGCUUAUGCUUGAAGCUCAUGAUAGCACUGUAAAUGGCGCGUCCAAGUUAUCGGACGAGGAGCUUGCGGUACAGGCAACGGUCUUCUUGAUCGCGGGAUUCGAGACGACAGGGAAUACACUAUCCUACACAGCCUACUACCUCGCAACGCACCCUGACAUCCAAGACAGAUUGCUGGAAGAGCUUGAUAAGGCGCACGACAACCGCGGGGACACGUCGUUGUAUGAUUUCUGCCUCAGUCAUGAGUACCUUGACCGUGUCUUGUGCGAAGUGCUGCGACUAUGUCCUCCUGCCUUUAUGCAUCUUCGCCACUGCGAUCAAGAUUGCGUCAUUGAAGGUAUACACUUCCCAAAGGGGGUCGACGUGAGCGUCGCCGCUUGGAAUUUGCACCGUGACCCAGAAGCAUGGGAGUACCCAGAGGAAUUCUACCCGGACCACUUCACACCUGAAGCUAAGCUAAAGCGCCAUGCCUUCUCGUACGAGCCGUUUAGCAUGGGGCCACGACAGUGCAUCGGGAUGAGGUUUGCUCUGACUGAGUUAAAGAUCUGCCUGGUCACCAUCUUGAAGAAGUUUAAGCUGGAGCGUGCGCCGGACACGGCACCGCUGGACCUCGAAGGUGCGUUACUUCUGCAGCCAACGCAGCCAAUCAUGUUGAGGAUACGUAAAAGGUGAUUCAAAAUGGGCCAUUUAAGAGCCAUCAUUGAGGGGAAUCCAGAGGGACAUUACUGAUGUUUAUGUCGAAGAAGAACAGACAUUAAUCGAGAGUUAUACUGCUCGAGUAGCUUUAGGCAUCUGUAUUCUCUGUAUAUAGAUUUUAAGGCCACAUCCUUUAUCACCAAUACGUCAUGCUUAACAGCUUCCUGUAAUCAUUUUAUGGCACUAUUCAGCUUAAACGUAUAAGACUUACACAGCCAAUAAGCUUCCUGAGGAACGCAAAAAUUAACCCGGAAUGUAACAUUCCUGUUUCCUGCUUGACUUUCAAUUACCUACUUUUAUUAUUGCAUUGCCGGUAAAAUGCUAAGUGCAAUGAUGUUUACUGGCUUUUUAUAUAACUAAUCACAAAAAAACGAUCUGUUAAGCACGUUUAACUUUUAACUUCGGAAAAGUGAACAAUAAAUUUAAAAGAAAAA